AUGGAGAAUCGGGAUGUGCCUCCAGGCCCUUAUCGGGCCACUAAGCUGUGGAAUGAAAUUACCACGUCUUUUCGAGUGGGAAUGCCCCUAAGAAAACAUAGGCAACACUUCAAAAAAUAUGGCAACUGUUUUACAGCAGGAGAAGCAGUGGACUGGCUUUAUGACUUAUUGAGAACUAAUAGCAAUUUUGGUCCUGAAGUUACAAGGCAACAGACUAUCCAGCUAUUGAGAAAAUUUCUUAAGAAUCAUGUAAUUGAAGAUAUCAAAGGCAGAUGGGGGACAGAAAAUCUUGAUGACAACAGUCAGCUAUUCAGAUUUCCUACAAGUUCUCCACUUAAAACUCUUCCACGAAGGCAUCCAGAAUUGAGAAAAAACAGCAUAGAGAAUUUUUCCAAAGAUAAAGAUAGUGUUUUUAAAUUGCGAAACUUAUCUCGAAGAACUCCCAAAAAACAUGGACUACAUUUCUCUCAGGAAAAUGCAGAGAAAAUGAACUGUGAAAUAAUUGAUGAAGAUCAAGAAAAUUUAGCUGAAAACAGAGAAAUAAGCCAGAAAGAUGUUGAAGAAGUUUGGAGAUAUGUUAUUCUGAUCUACCUGCAAACCGUUCUAGGUGUAUCCUCCCUAGAAGAAGUCAUAAAUCCCAAACAAGUAAUUCCUCAGUAUAUAAUGUACAACAUGACCAAUACAAGUAAACAUGGAGUAGUUAUACUGCAAGACAAAUCAGAUGAUCUUCCUCACUGGGUACUAUCUGCCAUGAAGUGCCUAGCAAAUUGGCCAAGAAGUAAUGACAUGAAUAAUCCAACUUAUAUUGGAUUUGAGCGAGAUGUAUUCAGAACAAUUGCAGAUUAUUUUCUAGAUCUCCCUGAACCUCUACUUACCUUUGAAUAUUAUGAAUUAUUUGUAAACAUUUUGGUUGUUUGUGGCUACGUCACAGUUUCAGAUAGACCCAGUGGGAUACAUAAAAUCCAAGAUGAUCCACAGUCUUCAAAAAUUCUUCAUUUAAACAAUCUGAAUUCCUUCAAAUCAACUGAGUGUCUUCUUCUCAGUCUUCUUCAUAAAGACAAAACAAAAGAAGAAUCAGAUACUACUGAGAGACUGCAGAUAAGUGAUCAAGGAUUUCAAGAAAAAUAUGCUAAGAAAAUGCAGCUAGUUAAUUUUAAAAACAGAAGAGCCAGUGCUAAUGACAUAAUGGGAGGAAGUUGUCAUAAUUUAGUAGGCUUAAGUAGAAUGCAUGUUCUGUCCUCUAACAUCAAACCAAGGUGCUAUUCAUUAGAAGGAAUUGUAGAUUUACCAGGGAGUUCAAGUAAAGAGGUCUCCAGUGUCUUCCAUCAAUCUGUUCUGAACAUAGAAGGACAAAAUAAUAAGCAAUCUUUAGAAUCUGAGACCAAACAAGAAUCCCUGAUGAAUCUUCAUUCAGAGGAAAGUAUUCAAAAGCCAUUCUCUGUUGGUUAUAAGAGAACCUCUACUUUGACCAUUCAAGACCAAGAGGAGUUAUAUAAUGGAAAGUGCAAACCAAAACAGCUUUGUAGAUCUCAGAGUUUACUUUUAAGAAGUAGUACAAGAAGGAAUAGUUAUAUUAAUAUGCCAGUGGCUGAAAUUAUCAUGAAACCAAAUCUUGGACAAGGCAGCACCAGUGUGCAAACAGCUAUGGAAGGUGAACUCGGAGAGUCUAGUGCCACAAUCAAUAAAAGACUCUGCAAAAGCACAAUAGAACUUUCAGAAAACUCUUUACCUCCAGCUUCUUCUAUGUUGACUGGCACACAAAGUUUGCUGCAACCUCAUUUAGAGAGGGUUGCCAUCGAUGCACUGCAGUUAUGUUGUUUGUUACUUCCCCCACCAAAUCGUAGAAAGCUUCAACUUUUAAUGCGCAUGAUUUCUCGAAUGAGUCAAAAUGUUGAUAUGCCCCAACUUCAUGAUGCAAUGGGUACAAGAUCACUGAUGAUACACACUUUUUCUCGGAGUGUGUUACGCUGUGCUGAAGAAGUAGAUCUUGAUGAGCUUCUUGCUGCAAGAUUAGUAUCUUUCUUGAUGGAUCAUCAACAGGAAAUUCUUCAAGUGCCUUCUUACCUUCAGGCUGCAGUAGAGAAACAUCUUAACUACUUAAGAAAGGGCCAUGUAUGUAUUAUUAAAAAUCCUGGAGAUGGAGUGAUUGCUCCUCUGCCAACGUAUUCAUACUGUAAGCAGAUCAGUCCUCAGGAGUUUGAUGAACAGAAAGUUUCUACCUCUCAAGCUGCAAUUGCAGAACUUUUAGAGAAUAUUAUUAAAAAUAAGAGUUUGCCUCUAAAGGAGAAAAGGAGAAAACUAAAACAGUUUCAGAAGGAAUAUCCCUUAAUAUAUCAGAAAAGAUUUCCAACCUCUGAAAGUGAAGCAGCACUUUUCGGUGACAAACCUACAAUCAAGCAACCAAUGCUAUUUUUAAGAAAACCAAAGUUUCGUAGUUUAAGAUACUAA
Budorcas taxicolor (takin) is the source of this 2448-nucleotide messenger RNA. RefSeq names its product DEP domain containing 1 (gene DEPDC1). The transcript is spliced from 12 exons. Gene Ontology annotation, biological process: intracellular signal transduction. Gene Ontology annotation, cellular component: transcription repressor complex; nucleus. The record is from RefSeq and is a predicted model, not a curated record. The coding region runs from base 1 to 2448 and encodes 815 amino acids. Lineage: Eukaryota; Metazoa; Chordata; Mammalia; Artiodactyla; Bovidae.